This is a messenger RNA of Closterium sp. NIES-65, 1563 nucleotides long. Lineage: Eukaryota; Viridiplantae; Streptophyta; Zygnematophyceae; Desmidiales; Closteriaceae. The record is from the annotation of a GenBank genome assembly.
AUGCUGGUGGCGAUGAUUGCUCCAACCUCCACCCACACUUCCUCCCUACCUCUCCCUCCUCCCCCUUCUCUCCAUGCCCCCUCCCCCCUCCAAGCUGCUGGUAGCGGUCUUGGAGGAGAUAAUGGCAAGUCUGCGUUUGCCUCCCUUUCGCCCCUCUCAUUUCAUCCCCCCACCCUUCUGUUCCACCACUCCCUCUCCCCCCUCUCCCCUCCCUUGGCAGAUGCUGGUGGCGGUGUUGGAGAAGUUCCACAUUCUAGCGCAGGUGGUGGGGGCGGAGGCGCAUGCUUCUGUCUAUUCAUCCCCUUCCUCCUCUUCCCCUUUUUGCCCACCCCCCAAUUCCACAUUCUAGCGCAGGUGGUGGGGGCGGAGGCGCAUGCUUCCGUCAUCCCCUUCCCCCCCCCCCCCCCCCCAGUUCCACAUUCUCGCGCAUGUGGUGGGGGCGGAGGCGCAUGCUUCCCGCAGGUGGUGGGGGCGGAGGUGGUGUUUGUUGUUCAUUCCUCCUGUCCCGUUCUAUGCUUCCCCCCUUUCCAGUUCUACAUCCUGGCACAUGUACUUGGAGCGGAGGCGCAUGCGCUGGCCGAGCUCGCAGAGCUGGCAGAGCUGCAGGGCUUUGUGCAGCCGCUGUUGCGCGCCUCCACUGCUGCCAACGCCACCGCCCACACAGACGCAGACGGCCUCGCCGCUGCUGAGCGCUGGAGGGCGGCAUCACAGAGAAUGACGUUUGUGUGCUCUGGUGUGUGCCUUAGCUUAGGGGAGGGGUCCCAAACAAUGCUAAACAUUGGACUGGGAUCCAGAUAUGUGAGACCUGUGAGGGAGAAGAGCUGUGUCACCCCCUCUGCAGUGAAGCCGGAAGAUUCACAAAGGUUGAGCGACGUGAGAGAGUGCAAGGAGGUAAGUGAGUAUGCGGUGUUCAUGCCGCCCCGUGCCGUGGUGCUGGAGUUGCGGCCGCAGGGGGCGCAGGGGAGCGAGUAUGCGGUGUUCCAUCGGCUGGCAGAUGCGUGUGGACGCCUCAAGUGUCGCGAUAACGAAAUGGCGAUGACACCGGAGGACAUGGAGGUGAGGCUGAAGGAGAUGGUGCUGAAGGUGCAGCUAGGGGAGAUGGCGGGCGGCGAGGGCGAGCGCGUGGCGGCGUUGGAGGCGAAGCUGAGGGAGCAGGGCGACGCCAUUGGUGAAGAAGCGAAAGGCAUUGGCGCGCAGCCACUGAAAGGUGCGCGGGAUAACGUGUUCGCUGCGAUUGAAGUGGAGGAGAUGAAGGCGCAGGUGGACGCGGCGAGGGGGGAGGCGAGUGAGGUGCGUGGAGAGGUGGGCACGCUGAAGGCGGAGCUUGCGCAGAUGAGAGCUUCGGUGGAGCGGCAGGCGGCGGAGGUGGCGUACGUGAAGGCGACGGCUGCGCACUCGGAGGCGCGCAUCAACCACGUUGAGCUGGCGCUCGCCGCCAUCAAGAAGAGCCGCGCUGAGCGCGAGGCGGGCAGCCGGGGGGAGCAUGCAGGGGAAGAGACGCGCGCGGGGAAGAGACGGAAAGGGAGGAAGGGGGAGACAAAGGGGGCAUGGCAGAUGCCCUGA